UGGGACAAUAGUGAGUGGUGCACACUUCCUUCGCCCGGCCACAGAAGACAAAAAAGAGUUGCUGGUGUAACAAUAGGAAGAAUAUAUUCCACUCCUCUCUUGUACACGCGGCUUAUGAGAUGAACGCUCGUCAAGAAGAACGUCCCCUUCAGCAGCAGGAGGAUCCACAGCCCCCCCACAUUAAAGAGGAAGAGGAGGAAGUGUGGAUCAGUCAGGAGGGAGAGUGUCCUGUAGGGCAGGAGGAGGCUGAUGUCAGCAAGUUUCCACUGACUGUUGUCUCUGUGAAGACUGAAGAGCAUGAAGACAAACCACCUGAGUCCUCACAGCUUCAUCACAGUCCAAACGUCCAGCAGGUGUCAGCAGAGAGUCAUGAAGAGAUUCCCUCCAAGCAGCAGGAGUGGAGCUCCAGUGUGGGACAGAAGGAGCUACAGGCCCCCUCCCACAUUAAAGAGGAAGAGGAGGAACUGUGGAAGCAGCUUCAAAUGUUGGUGGAGGAUAAUGAUGAAGCUGAAGCUCAGUCCUCACAGCUUCAUCACAGUCAAAGUGAGGAGAACAGAGGGGCGGAGCUUGUAAGUCAACACAUCACAGAAGCUGAUGGAGAGCAUUGUGAAGAUAUAAAGUCGGAACCAGACAGCAUCUUUGCUCCACUGUCAGACAUGGACCACAUGAUGUCAGACUCUUCUGAUCACAGUGACCACAUCCAAGAACCUUUGGAGAGUAAAAAUGACUCUAAAGGUGAUACGAGACAUCACACUAACAACAAACACUUUGACUGCUCUGAAUGUGGGAAAUCAUUUAGACUGAAGAGUGAUUUUACAAGACACAUGAGAAUACAUACUGGAGAGAAACCUUUUACUUGCUCUGUUUGUAAGAAAAGUUUCUCCACAAAGCAACACAUGACCACACACAUGAGAACACACACUGGAGAGAAACUUUUUACUUGCUCUGUUUGUAAGAAGAGUUUCUCCGUUAAGCCUGCCAUGACCAGACACAUGAGAACACACACUGGAGAGAAACUUUUUACUUGCUCUCUUUGUAAGAAGAAUUUCUCCAGAAAGUCUAACAUGACCGAACACAUGAGAACACAUACUGGAGAGAAACCUUUUACUUGCUCUGUUUGUAAGAAGCGUUUCUCCACAAAGCAGCAUAUGAUCACACACAUGCAAACACAUACUGGAGAGAAACCUUUUACUUGCUCUGUUUGUAAUAAGUGUUUUUCCAGAAACCCUGACAUCUCCAUACACAUGAGAACACACACUGGAGAGAAACCUUUUACUUGCUCUGUUUGUCAGAAGAGUUUCUCUACAAAGUCUAACAUGACCUCACACAUGAGAACACAUACUGGAGAGAAACCUUUUACUUGCUCUGUUUGUAAGAAGACUUUCUCCACAAAGCCUAAGAUGUCCGCACACAUGAGAACACAUACUGGCGAGAAACCUUUUACUUGCUCUGUUUGUAAGAAGACUUUCUCCACAAAGCCUAAGAUGUCCGCACACAUGAGAACACAUACUGGCGAGAAACCUUUUACUUGCUCUGUUUGUAAGAAGCAUUUCUCCACAAAGCUUGUCAUGACCAGACACAUGAGAACACACACUGGAGAGAAACCUUUUACUUGCUCUGUUUGUAAGAAGUGUUUCUCCAAAAAGCCUGACAUCUCCAUACACAUGAGAACACACACUGGAGAGAAACCUUUUACUUGUUCUGUUUGUAAGAAGAGUUUCUCCACAAAGCCUAAGAUGCCCGCACACAUGAGAACACAUACUGGCGAGAAACCUUUUACUUGCCCUGUUUGUAAGAAGCAUUUCUCCACAAAGCUUGUCAUGACCAGACACAUGAGAACACACACUGGAGAGAAACCAUUUAGUUGCACUGUGUGUGAUAAGAUGUUCCGGCAUAAGUGUCAGGUCAGUAAACACAAGUGUGUAACAGUCAUGGAAGCUUGUGAUUGUGUGAAAAUGUGCGAAAGAACGAUAGCAAAGUAUGAGGAGGAACUUUGUCGUACAAAAGAGGAGAAGGAGCGACAACAUCAACUACUGGACGCUGUUUUCAAGAAACAUCAAGUUGUGUUACACAGAACAGACGUCCAGAAGCCCCCUCACAUUAAAGAGGAAGGGGAGGAUCCACAGCCCCCCCACAUUAAAGAGGAAGAAGAGGAUCCACAGCCCCCACACAUUAAAGAGGAAGAGGAGGAAGUGUGGAUCAGUCAGGAGGGAGAGUGUCCUGUAGGGCAGGAGGAGGCUGAUGUCAGCAAGUUUCCACUGACUGUUGUCUCUGUGAAGACUGAAGAGCAUGAAGACAAACCACCUGAGUCCUCACAGCUUCAUCACAGUCCAAACGUCCAGCAGGUGUCAGCAGAGAGUCAUGAAGAGAUUCCCUCCAAGCAGCAGGAGUGGAGCUCCAGUGUGGGACAGAAGAAGCUCGAGCCCACUCAUAUAGAGGAAGAAGAGGAACUGUGGGAGCAGCUUCCAAGGUUGGAGGAGGUUAAUGACGAAGAUGAUAUAAAGUCAGAACCAGAUAGCAUCUUUGCUCCACUGUCAGACAUGGACCACAUGAUGUCAGACUCUUCUGAUCACAGUGACCACAUCCAAAAACCUUUGAAGAGUAAAAAUGACUCUGAAGGUGAUACGAGACAUCAAAAUAACAGCAAACACUUUGACUGCUCUGAAUGUGAAAAAUCUUUUAGACAUAAGAGUAAUUUUACAGUACACAUGAGAACACAUACUGGAGAGAAACCUUAUACUUGCCCUGUUUGUAAGAAGAGUUUCUCCAGAAAGCAAUACAUGACCACACACAUGACAAUACAUACUGGAGAGAAACCUUUUACUUGCUCUGUUUGUAAGAAGAGUUUCCCCAGAAAGAAUGACAUGACCACACACAUGAGAACACAUACUGGAGAGAAACGUUUUGCUUGCUCAAUUUGUGCUAAAAGAUUCAACGCUAAGAGUAUCAUGACAUUACACAUGAAAAUACACACAGGUGAGAAACCUUUCACUUGCUCUGUCUGUAAGAAGAGCUUCAUCAGAAAGCAUCACAUGAACACACACAUGAGAACACACACUGGAGAGAAACCUUUUACUUGCUCUGUCUGUAAGAAGAGUUUCUCCAUGAAGCCUGACAUGACCACACACAUGAGAAUACAUACUGGAGAAAAACCUUUUACUUGCUCUGUUUGUAAGAAGAGUUUCUCCACAAAGCGUAACAUGACCACACACAUGAGAACACACACUGGAGAGAAACCUUUUAUUUGCUCUGUUUGUAAGAAGAGUUUCUCCAGAUGGCAACACAUGACCACACACAUGAGGACACACACUGGUGAGAAACCUUUUCCUUGCUCUGUUUGUAAGAAGAGUUUCUCCAUGAAGCCUGACAUGACCACACACAUGAGAAUACAUACUGGAGAGAAACCUUUUACUUGCCCUGUUUGUAAGAAGAGUUUCUCCAGAAAGCAAUGUGUGACCAAACACAUGAGAACACACAAUGGAGAGAAACCGUUUGUGUGAUAAAACAAUCAGGUUUAAGUAUCAGGUCAGUAAACACAAGUGUGUAACAGUCAUGGAAGCUGCAGGGAUGUAAAAACACUCAAACGGUGAUUGUGCUAAAUGUACUUUAAAAACACAGGAUGAUUAAUAUGAA
Messenger RNA from Nerophis ophidion (straightnose pipefish), 3633 nucleotides. RefSeq names its product zinc finger protein 271-like. Lineage: Eukaryota; Metazoa; Chordata; Actinopteri; Syngnathiformes; Syngnathidae. The record is from RefSeq and is a predicted model, not a curated record. Gene Ontology annotation, molecular function: RNA polymerase II cis-regulatory region sequence-specific DNA binding; DNA-binding transcription factor activity. The coding region runs from base 120 to 3500 and encodes 1126 amino acids. The transcript is spliced from 6 exons. Gene Ontology annotation, biological process: regulation of transcription by RNA polymerase II.